Malus domestica (apple) is the source of this 1257-nucleotide messenger RNA. NCBI's taxonomy places the organism in Eukaryota, Viridiplantae, Streptophyta, Magnoliopsida, Rosales, Rosaceae. The record is from RefSeq and is a predicted model, not a curated record.
AUGAACAUUUGUAUAUAUGAAAUUUGCCGUGAAACCAUCGGAGGUGUUCGGAAAUUGAGUCGACACGCACGGCCUCGCCGGAGUUCGCCGAGUUGCAGAGAUGAGAAGAAGAGGGAGAAAGACGAUGCUGAUGAUAUGGGGUGUGCAUGUGUGUAUGGUGGUCUUGGACCAUCGCGUAGAGAGAAAGGGAGAGGAGAGCGACGGAUGGCCGGGGUGACGAGGAGAGAACAGAAGCCGAUCUGCCGAUGUGAUUGCGGGUCUCUGCUGCGUGAUGUGUGGGAGUGGGAGAAGACGAUGGUGAUGGACGGGUACGAGUCAAAGUUUAUCACAAAAAUUGUUAAGGUGAUUGGUGAUAAGCUAAUUCGCACACCCUUGAGUGUUGAAUCCAACUUGAUUGGAAUCCAAUCUCGAGUCAAACACAUCAAUUUAUGGUUACAAGAUGGAUCAACUGAUGGUAUAGUUGUUGUGUAUGGGAUGUCUGGAAUAGGGAAGACAACCAUUGCUAAAUAUGUUUACAAUUCAAAUUUCACAAGUUUUGAAGGAAGCAGCUUUGUUGAAAAUAUCAGAGAAACGGCAAGUCAACCGAACGGGUUAGUUCAAAUACAAAUGCAACUUCUUUAUGAUAUUUUGAAGGGGAAAAAGGAGAAAGUACACAACGUUAGUGAAGGGAUAAGUAAGAUUGAAAAAGCCAUAAGCUCUAGAAGAGUUCUUCUUGUUCUUGAUGAUGUAGACCAUAUGGACCAAUUAAAUGCAGUACUACGAAUGAAAGAUCAGUUUUAUCCCUGGAAGCAAAAUAAUCAUAACAAGGAUCCCCGCAUGGAAUAUUCAAAAGAGCUAGUGCAACAGAGUGGAGGACUUCCAUUAGCUCUUCAAGUUUUGGGUUCUUCUCUGUUAGGUGAGAGUAUGGAUGUGUGGACAAGUGCAUUGGAGAAGUUAAAAGUUAUUCCUAAUGACGAAAUCAUGAAGAAACUGAGAAUAAGCUAUGACAGUUUACAAGAUGACCAUGACCGGAAAUUAUUCCUCCACAUUGCUUGUUUCCUAAAAGAAAGGGACAAAAACUACAUUGUUCGAAUACUAGAUGGAUGUGAUUUCUUUACAACUGUUGGCAUUCAAAAUCUCAUUGAUAGAUGCUUGGUGAAAAUUGAUAAAGACAACAAGGUGAACAUGCAUAACCUGAUUCGUGACAUGGGAAGAGAUAUAGUUCCUCUAGAAUCUGGGAAACGUAGUAGAUUAUGGUGGCAUAAGGAUUCUUUUUGA